Messenger RNA from Rhododendron vialii, 3758 nucleotides. RefSeq names its product inositol hexakisphosphate and diphosphoinositol-pentakisphosphate kinase VIP2-like. The coding region runs from base 350 to 3562 and encodes 1070 amino acids. Gene Ontology annotation, molecular function: 5-diphosphoinositol pentakisphosphate 1-kinase activity; diphosphoinositol pentakisphosphate kinase activity; inositol hexakisphosphate kinase activity. Lineage: Eukaryota; Viridiplantae; Streptophyta; Magnoliopsida; Ericales; Ericaceae. The transcript is spliced from 30 exons. Gene Ontology annotation, biological process: inositol metabolic process; inositol phosphate biosynthetic process. The record is from RefSeq and is a predicted model, not a curated record.
UACGGGCUCACGCUUUUCAGGUCUGCCUUUUCAAUUCUCUCUCUCUCUUAUCACCACUAGCUGAAACAUCGGCGUCCCGAGACCCCUUAUCAUCUUUUCCGCUUCACUCGAGCAAUUCUAGCAUCUCUGGUAACGGUUUGUGGCGGUUCCGAUGCACUUUACGGAGAAAUUUAUUACUAAUUUAGUUCCUAAAAAUACUGUACACAUUUAUAUAAUUAUUUGUCCACGUUAUUAGUAGUAUAUUGUGCACGUGUAUUUUUUUGUGCUUGAACAGGGAAUGGGAGCUUUAAAAAGCGCUCAGGAGUAGAGAGCGAGCGAGAGAGAGAGAGAGAGAGAGAGAGUCAUUCAGAUGGGAAAGUUUAGAGGGAGAGAGAUGGAGGAGGAGGGAGGAGGUGUCGGUAAAAAGAUUAAGAUUGGUGUGUGCGUAAUGGAAAAGAAGGUGAAAUGCGGCUCCGAGGUUUUCUCCGCCCCGAUGGAGCAGAUUUUGGACAGACUACAGUUGUUUGGCGAAUUUGAGAUAAAGUACUUUGGGGACAAGGCUAUUCUCGAGGAUCCAAUGGAGAGCUGGCCCAUAUGCGAUUGCUUGAUUGCCUUCUAUUCUUCUGGUUAUCCCCUUGCAAAGGCUGAGGCGUAUGCUGCAUUGAGAAAGCCUUUUCUUGUAAAUGAAUUGAAGCAACAACACCUUCUUCACGACAGAAGGAAGGUGUACGAGCGUCUUGAAAUGUUUGGUAUUCCUGUACCGAGAUAUGCGCUCGUAAAUAGGGAGGUUCCAUAUCAAGAGCUGGAUUAUUUUGUGGAGGAAGAAGAUUUUGUUGAGGUUUAUGGGAAUCGCUUCUUGAAGCCUUUUGUGGAGAAACCUGUUCAUGGUGAUGAUCACAGCAUAAUGAUAUAUUACCCUAGUUCAGCUGGUGGGGGCAUGAAAGAAUUGUUUCGGAAGGUUGGUAACAGGUCAAGUGAGUUUCAUCCAGAGGUUAGAAGAGUUAGGCGUGAAGGCUCUUAUAUCUACGAGGAAUUUAUGGCGACAGGAGGAACAGAUGUCAAGAACUGCCUGUCUGUCAAAUUCUUACAGGUGUAUACAGUUGGUCCUGAGUAUGCUCAUGCUGAGGCAAGGAAAUCUCCUGUUGUUGAUGGUGUUGUUAUGAGAAAUCCUGAUGGCAAAGAAGUCAGGUAUCCUGUGCUACUUACUCCAACUGAGAAGCAAAUGGCAAGAGAUGUUUGCAUUGCAUUUAGUCAAGCAGUUUGUGGGUUUGAUCUUCUACGUUGCGAGGGACGUUCAUAUGUCUGUGAUGUGAAUGGAUGGAGUUUUGUGAAGAACUCCCACAAGUAUUAUGAUGAUGCUGCUUGUGUGAUGAGGAAGAUGUUUCUAGACGCAAAAGCUCCCCAUCUUUCUUCAACUAUUCCACCAGUUUUACCAUGGAAAGUUAACGAACCGGCACAGCCUUCUGAGGGACUAACUCGUCAGGGAAGUGGGAUUAUUGGCGCAUUUGGGCAGUCCGAGGAACUACGCUGUGUAAUCGCUAUUGUUCGACAUGGAGACAGAACUCCAAAACAGAAGGUGAAGUUGAAGGUUACUGAGGAAAAGCUGCUAAAUUUGAUGUUGAAAUACAAUGGUGGCCGGCCUAGAUCUGAGACAAAACUUAAAAGUGCUGUUCAGUUGCAAGAUUUGUUAGAUGCCACGAGAAUUUUGGUUCCACGUUCUAGACCUGGUCGUGAAAGUGAUAGUGAAGCAGAAGAUAUAGAGCAUGCUGAAAAACUCCGUCAAGUUAAAGCAGUUCUUGAAGAGGGAGGGCAUUUCUCUGGCAUUUAUAGGAAGGUCCAACUAAAGCCAUUGAAGUGGGUUAAAGUUGCUAAAAGCAACGGGGAAGGUGAAGAAGAACGACCUAUUGAAGCACUGAUGGUUCUAAAAUAUGGGGGUGUCCUUACACAUGCUGGCAGAAAGCAGGCUGAAGAGUUGGGUAGAUAUUUUCGCAACAACAUGUAUCCAGGUGAAGGUACUGGCUUGCUUCGCCUCCAUAGUACAUAUCGUCAUGAUCUUAAGAUAUACAGCUCCGAUGAGGGUCGCGUGCAGAUGUCUGCAGCUGCAUUUGCCAAAGGCCUCCUAGAUUUGGAAGGACAACUAACUCCAAUCCUGGUUUCACUUGUAAGCAAGGAUUCUUCUAUGUUGGAUGGUCUUGACAAUGCUAGUAUUGAGAUGGACGAGGCUAAGGGUAGGUUGAAUGAGAUCAUAACUUCAGGAGCAAAGGCAGUUCCUGGGGAUGGAUCAUCAGAUACACCUUGGAUGGUCGAUGGAGCCGGUCUUCCUCCAAAUGCUUCUGAACUUCUACCCAAACUGGUGGAAUUGACUAAGAAGGUCACUGAACAAGUGAGACUACUUGCUAAGGAUGAAGAUGAAAAGCUUGCAAAGACAGCAUCAUAUGAUGUAGUUCCUCCAUAUGACCAAGCAAGGGCCCUUGGUAAGACAAACAUUGAUGUAGGUCGGAUUGCUGCUGGAUUACCCUGCGGAAGUGAGGGAUUUCUUCUAAUGUAUGCUCGGUGGAGAAAACUUGAGAGAGACUUGUACAAUGAACGCAAGGAUCGGUUUGAUAUAACACAAAUUCCAGACAUUUAUGACUCUUGCAAAUAUGAUCUCCUGCACAAUGCACAUCUUAAUUUAGAAGGGUUGGAUGAACUCUUCAAAGUUGCUCAGUUACUUGCAGAUGGUGUAAUACCGAACGAAUAUGGGAUCAAUCCUACGCACAAGCUAAAAAUUGGCUCAAAGAUUGCUCGUCGCUUGCUGGGUAAAAUUUUAAUUGAUCUGAGGAAUACUCGUGAAGAAGCAAUCAGCGUUGCUGAAUUGAAGGGUAAUCAAGAUCAAUCAAGUAAAAAUGGGAAAGAAGAAACUGAGAACCAUUUGAAACCGCACAGUAAGAAUGAAGAUGGCAGAAGAGCUAGUUUUACCAGUGAUAUGUCAGUGGAUCAGGAUGAUGAAGACGACAAAGAAAUCAAAUACCGCUUGGAUCCGAAGUACGCAAAUGUAAAAACACCAGAACGACAUGUGCGGACACGCCUUUAUUUCACCUCGGAGUCACACAUUCACUCCCUAAUGAAUGUUCUCCGUUACUGUAAUUUGGAUGAAUCUCUCCAUGAGGAGGACAGCCUUGUUUCUAAUAGUGCUUUGGAGCGUUUGUACAAAACCAAGGAGCUCGAUUACAUGAGUUAUAUAGUGUUGAGGAUGUUUGAGGACACUGAGGUAGCUUUGGAAGACCCAAAAAGAUUCCGUAUUGAGAUGACUUUUAGCCGAGGUGCAGAUUUGUCCCCCUUGGAGAAGAACGACAGUGAAGCUCUUUCGUUGCAUCAGGAGCACACUCUGCCAAUAAUGGGCCCAGAAAGGCUGCAAGAAAUAGGGUCAUAUCUGACACUAGAGAAGAUGGAGAAGAUGAUUCGGCCAUUUGCAAUGCCAGCAGAAGACUUUCCCCCACCAACAACCCCACAGGGUUUCUCUGGUUACUUCACCAAAAGCGUGCUGGAGCGCCUCGUAAACUAUUGGCCCUUCCAUAAGCAUGGAAAUGCUAAUGGGAGGUAGUAUAAAAGCCUUCAGUUUUUUUUUUUUUCCAUUUCUUUGUUAUAUUCUUUUGUUCUUUGCUAUUCGUUAACUAAUCAGUAGCUUAAAUAACAGUCGAAUUGAGGGUUAUUUGAGUCCUUUGGAGGAAAUUGUGGAAAAUGCGACACAUGUUUAACAACAGGGUUAGCUAUAGCAAAAGACUGUACGGAUGACUGUC